UUUUUUGUUGAUUUUUUUUUUUUUUGGGAGGAAAAGCAGCAUAAAAGCUGGAAACGCAUCAAAGCUCAGCAGCCAAUGAACUUUUUGUAACUAUUGGGUCUUUGUCAAUGCAAAAAAGCGUAACGUGUCGUUUCUUUCUAUAUUUUCCCUUGAAUUUGUGCAGCAAUAGAAAAAGAUGACAGUGCCUCCGUACAAGUUAGAAUCCACUCUAAAGAACCACGAUCAAGAUGUAAAGGCUGUACUUGCCAUUAACGACAAUCUCAUUGUAUCGGCAUCUCGAGAUAAAACUGUACGAUCUUGGUCUCGUGUCAAUGCAAAUACUUUUGUACAAGAUAAAAUCUAUUUAGGACAUGAACACUUUGUAAACGCCUUGACUUUUAUACAACCUCAAGAAGCCUAUCCUCAAGGUUUGAUUGUCUCGAGUGGUUCCGAUAAACUGAUCCAUGUGUAUGCUCUUAAUCGCCCAGAUAAACCCAUGUAUACAUUAGUGGGUCAUGCUGGAAAUGUGGUUGCUUUGGCGACGACACCCUCGGGCUAUUUAGUGUCUGGCUCAUGGGAUAAGAAGGCUAUUGUAUGGAAAGAUUUUCAACAAGCUUAUAUAUUGGAAGGACACGCUGAAGCUGUUUGGGAUGUACUUGCUAUUGAUGAUGAUUUGAUAUUGACUGCGUCUGCGGAUGCGACGAUCCGUUUGUGGAAGAAUGGAAAGUUGGCUCAUGUGUAUCAAGGUCAUACGCAAGCAGUAAGAGGGCUCGCUUUAGUGCCCAACGUUGGAUUUGUGUCAUGUUCGAAUGAUGGAUCUUUAAGAGUAUGGACUUUGGAAGGACAGUGUAUUCAACAAUUAGAGGGACAUACUUCGUUUGUGUAUUCGGUCAAAGUGAUGGAUUCAGGCGAAUUUGUUUCCUCUGGUGAAGAUCGUACAGUGAGAAUUUGGAAAGAUGGUCAAUGUAUUCAAACGUUGCAGCAACCUUGUAUAUCUGUCUGGACAGUGGAUAUCCUACCCAAUCAUGAUAUCGUUGUCGGAGGCAGUGAUGCUGCUGUUCGUCUCUAUACCCGUGAAGCAGAGCGUAUGGCUCCUGUACAAACACAAAAGGAAUUUGAAGAAUUAUUAGCCAAUCAGGCCAUUCCUUCAAAUCAAAUGGAAGACAUCAAUAAAGAAAAGCUACCUGGCCCAGAAGCCUUGAAAAGCCCAGGACAAAAGGAAGGGCAAGUGAUCAUGAUAAAGACAGGAACAUCGGUGGAGGCACAUCAAUGGAGUAUGCAGAGUCAAAGCUGGCAGAAAAUUGGCGAAGUCGUGGGCAGUAGUAAAUCUUCCAAACAAACGUACGAAGGUCAAGAAUAUGAUUAUGUCUUUGAUAUUGAUGUAGGUGCUGGCCCCAACGGAAACUUGAAACUACCCUACAAUGUGACGCAAAAUCCUUAUGAUGCGGCACAAAAAUUCUUGUUAAAGCAUGAUCUACCUCCCUCUUAUGUGGACCAGGUCACGGAUUUCAUUAUCAAAAAUACAGAAGGCGUAAAACUUGGUAGCGGUUAUGCCGAUCCGUUCACCGGUGCUAACCGAUAUACUCCACAAGCAGCCAGUCCAGCUUCUUCCGCGGGAUCCUAUAUGGAUCCAUUCACAGGCGCAGGCUCUUACCGUCCAAAUACAACUACGACAUCUGCUUCGGCCUCUUACUCUGAUCCAUUUACGGGCGCUGGUUCUUAUAGACCUGCAGGAAAUGGAACACCAUCGACACCACCCACACAACCCAAAUUACUUCCUAUUAAAACAUACUUGGCAUUGAAACAAGCCAACCCUGAUGCAGUACUCAACAAAAUCCGUUCUGUCAACACAGAAAUCGAGAACAGUCUGAGCGACGACGAACUGACUGCCUUGACGUCCAUUGUAUCUCACCUCAAAACAUCCAGCAGCCAAGUAAAAGAUGUGGCAGGGUUACAGGUCAUUGUCAAAAUGGUCAGCCAAUGGCCCGUCCUUCAACGCUUCCCCGCGCUUGACUUGGUGCGUUUAAUUGUAUUGCAUGCGCCUUUAGAACUUUCAUCCGUUACACCACAGCAUGACCUUUUGCUGUUCCUCAAGGACUAUGGCGGUCUUUCCUCCAAUGUGGCGGAACCUAAUGAAACCAAUGCUAUGCUCGCUUAUCGUGCACUCGCCAAUGUGUUUCAACAAGAGGCAGGUCGACAACUUUUAUGGGAGAAACGCGAGAUGGUAGCAGAGAUGAUGCAAGUGGAUGUCUCUGGUUUAUACAAGAGCAAAAACUCUCGUUUAGCUGCAAGUACAUUAGCCGUCAAUUUUGCAGUUUUACUAUGUACAAAAGCAGAGGAUGAGAUAGGAUUAGGUUUUACUGGAACCUUGAUCGAAUUGUUAAAGGAUGAACAAGAGGAUGAGAAUGUUUAUAGAUUCUUGAUGGCACUGGGUACCCUGGUAAUGUAUCACCUACGUCUAUCCAUGUGUCUUGUGUACACGGAACUCACCAUGUACUCCAUUUCUGAUAGGUGUCGCAAUCCAAUGGCUGCCGUGAGGUAGCUAAAAUCAUGGAUGUUGCCAUUGAAAUCCAGCGUAUAAAAAAUGAAAAAUCCAGUCAAGAGCGUAUGCAAAAGGCAACAUCAGAAAUCCUUCAGUACUUGGCGUAGAAAACCUAUAGUGUAGCUCGUUUCUAUUCAGAAGAAUCAUUAUCUCACACGCACAUAUACAUAUAUACAAAAAAAAAAAAAAAAAAAAAGAA
Molecule: messenger RNA, 2720 nt
Organism: Mycotypha africana
Lineage: Eukaryota; Fungi; Mucoromycota; Mucoromycetes; Mucorales; Mycotyphaceae
Product: phospholipase A-2-activating protein
Exons: 11
Coding region: 176-2521 (781 amino acids)
Biological process (GO): proteasome-mediated ubiquitin-dependent protein catabolic process; ubiquitin recycling
Cellular component (GO): cytoplasm; nucleus
Molecular function (GO): ubiquitin binding
Source: RefSeq, a predicted model, not a curated record